This is a messenger RNA of Fomitopsis serialis, 171 nucleotides long. RefSeq lists its product as uncharacterized. The record is from RefSeq and is a predicted model, not a curated record. NCBI's taxonomy places the organism in Eukaryota, Fungi, Basidiomycota, Agaricomycetes, Polyporales, Fomitopsidaceae. The transcript has a single exon. The annotation marks the transcript as partial.
GCGCGCGCCCUGAACAAACCGAACGUCACGAAGUUUUACGAGCUACUCAAGGAGAUCGUUGAGACGCGGCACAUCCCACCCGAGAACAUCUACAACGCCGACGAGAAGGGGGUGCAGCUAGGUAUCGGAAAGUGCGCCAAGGUUCUUGUUGAUCGCGACCAGAAGACGGUG